Molecule: messenger RNA, 774 nt
Organism: Eucalyptus grandis
Lineage: Eukaryota; Viridiplantae; Streptophyta; Magnoliopsida; Myrtales; Myrtaceae
Product: protein SSUH2 homolog
Exons: 4
Coding region: 146-514 (122 amino acids)
Source: RefSeq, a predicted model, not a curated record
CGUCAAUUAUAUCAUCAGCGAGACACAGCUCUAGAGAGAGAGAGAGAGAGAGAGAAGAAACGACUUUUUGGACAGAUAAGGCGGGAGGAACAGGAAGAGGACCGUCCUUUGGCUUUGAUUUCGUGCUAGACAGAUAGAAGAAAAGAUGGCAAGACUCCCAUCAGCGGCUUCCACCAGUCUGAGUGGCUUACUCCCUCCUCCAUUGCCACUUCCCUGGCUUGUCACUCCCAAGUCUCAUCCCAAGCCCCUCAAGUCUAACAAGGAGCAGAGACAAAUAGCGACUUCGGCCUCGAAAUCCGGUGGAGUCUCGCUGAAUUCGAUCUUCAAAAGUUGUAAAACGUGCAGCGGAAAAGGUGCAAUCGAGUGUGCUGGGUGUAAGGGAACCGGGAAAAACAAGAAGAAUGGAAACAUUUUCGAACGGUGGAAAUGCUUUGAAUGUCAAGGGUUUGGGCUGAAGAGCUGCCCCAAUUGUGGAAAGGGAGGCCUCACCCCUGAGCAAAGAGGCGAGAGAUAGUCCUUGGAAGGACAUCUUGUUGACCAGCUUGUAUCUGCAAUUCCUAUAUUGUUACCCGAACUCGAUCUCUAGAUUUUGAGUUCAUUUGUGUGGCAGUUCAGGCAAAUGAGAGCGUUAGUGUCAAUUUUCUUCCAUGUAAGUCACAAAUUUUCUGUCUUUAACACUAUAAGAAUUUCUACUGUUGUUGCCGUCAACAAUAGAGCCAUGGCUUCCUUUGGAGAUGCUCUUGCAAGAUAAUAAAGUGCAAAUAUUUUAUACAA